CACAUUUCCGCCGUACCCGCUCUCCAUCACUAUCACAGUGGAAGUGUAUUAGGUAUGUGUGCGUGAUGUGAGCGUAUCUACAGGACACACACACACACUUGCACCGGUGCAGAGACACAGAACAGGUAAAUGGAUCCAAUGCAGCCCGUUAAGAGCUGCUCAAUGCCGGAAGUAUCUACUGGAGUUCUUGGUCUCCACAAACCAACAGCCCUGCUUGAAAACCCCUGCAACCUGCCCAAAUCUUCACACUGCCAGUUGGACAUGACUGGAAACUCUCUAAUGUCGGGACAAGCCCAGGCAUUGCAGCCAAACCCAGCUGUUCAAGAAAGAGGACGAAUGGACUUGGGCACACAUGCCACUAGUCACAUCAGCAUCAGUCGACCCAGGCCAACGGCACUGGGGUCCAAGGCACCAGUCAAAGUCUCCAGAUCUACUGAGCCAAACUUCCUAUCAAACUCCUCAACCGAGUCACCAUUGCCUUACUACAACCCCCAAAACCUGCAGCUCAGUCCCACCUCUCAACUCAGCCUUAACCCACCAUCAAUCGCCCCAGCACUUCCAAGCCGUCCAUCACAGCCCAUCCGUGCUAACACACACAAUAACCUCAUCGCCAUACCAAUCCCCAACCCAAACCCCAGCCCGCCAUCGAAACCAAUUUCACAACCUGUCCAAAACCCAGAAACACACAUACCCAACACAGGAGACACUGACAAAAAGCUGAACAAUACCACAAGAGAGGAGGGUAAUUUUAGGGUGCAUAUAGUCACGUGGAAUGUAGGCAGUGCUAUGCCACCUGAUGACAUCACGUCCUUGUUUGGGCCUGGUGUUGAAAAUGGGAGCACUGACAUGUUUGUUAUUGGACUGCAGGAAGUGAACUCCAUGAUAAACAAGCGACUCAAAGAUGCUCUCUUUACUGACCAGUGGAGUGAGCUUUGCAUGGACACGCUCAGUCGUUUUGGAUAUGUGCUGGUGGCUUCUCAGAGGAUGCAGGGGGUAUUCUUGUUGGUGUUUUCCAAAUUCUGCCACCUUCCCUUCCUCAGGGGAGUGCAAACCCAAAGCACACGCACCGGCCUGGGAGGCUACUGGGGGAAUAAAGGGGGCGUGAGCGCACGCAUGAUGGUUUUCGGACACCCUGUAUGUUUUCUGAACUGCCACCUGCCGGCUCACAUGCGGAACCUGGAGCAGCGGAUGGAGGACUUUGAAAGCAUCCUGCAGCAGCAGCAGUUUGAGGAUGGAGCCACAGUCGGCGUGCUGGAUCAUGAUGUGGUGUUCUGGUUUGGUGAUCUGAACUUCAGAAUCGAAGGUUAUGAUAUUCAUGUGGUGAAAAGUGCAAUUGAAAAUGACAAACUGCCUCUGCUGUGGGAGAAAGAUCAGCUCAACAUGGCCAAAAAAAGUGAGUCUGUGCUGGAGGGAUUUAUGGAGGGACCCCUCCAAUUUCCUCCAACGUACAAGUUUGAUGUGGGAACACACACUUAUGACACUAGUGCAAAAAAGAGAAAGCCAGCAUGGACAGAUCGCAUCCUGUGGCGUCUGCGCCGAACAGGUUCCCCCGUGCCUUCCCAUAAUUCUGCUCUGCAGCGGGGUCUGACCUCAUGGCUGGGCGGAGCCACCAGAGUCUCCCAGCAGUUCUACCGCAGUCACAUGGGCUUUACCAUCAGCGAUCACAAGCCUGUAUCUGCCCUCUUCUCUUUGCACUUUCCCUUUAAGGUUAACCUGCCAUUAGUAACACUGGAAGUGGAGAAAGAAUGGACCAAAUUCUCUGAUGCUACAGCAAAUCUGACAAUGGCAACUGGCUUUCAGAGAAGUUCAUGGGACUGGGUGGGAUUGUACAAGGUGGGAUUUAAGCACCACAAGGAUUAUGCUGCCUAUGUAUGGGCCAAAUCUGAGCAUUCAAUGCAGGUGACAUUCUCCGAGGAGGAUUUGCCCAGAGACCCGGGGGAAUAUAUUCUGGGAUACUACAGUAACAACAUCAACAGCAUUGUUGGAGUGACUGAACCAUUCCAGGUGCAUCUGCCCAUGUCCACGCCCCCUGCACCAGUGUGCCGUUCACACUCAGACAGUUCUGACGUCAGCUCUGAGGACGACAGUACGCUGGUCCUGCUGGCCCCAAGUUCUCGCAGCCCCAGUCCGGGCAAACGGCAUCACCACCACCAGAAACGCCAGCGCAGCCGCAGUCCUGCUGUGCCAGCACUCUCCUCCUCACCUCUUCCCUCCCUUCAGUCUCUCAGCCUCUGCUCGCGCCCCCGCGACGCCCCCUCCUCCUCAUCCCCACGCCCAUCUGCCAAUGUCAAAAAAGAGCGUUUAGUUUCUCCAGACACAUUGACCUCACCCUCCCUCAGUCCUCUGAGCCCGCGGAGCCCCGGAUCCCCCGGGAACGGAGUCAGCGCUCCAGAGGCUCUGAUAGCAGCCAUAUUAGGAGAGCACAGGCUGGCUCAGAUAGGCAAAGCAGGGGAUGCCAUUCUAUGACCAAUCUCCCAUCUUUCCCCUUCCGUUCAUUUAUUGACUUUAGCAGACAAUGUAAUGCAACUCUAUUUUUUGGAGAAAUGGUCUCUAUUUUAUCGCUUCUACAGAUAGACUUGCAGCUAUCUGUGCUCUCAUUUAUGGAUGGUUCAUUUCUAUGUGCAAUUGGUAAAAAUCGAAUUAGAGAUUCUGCUUAAUCCUUUAAUUAUACAUCAUGCAUAUCAGAGGCUCAGCAGGAGCUUGUCACGUCUUGUCACGUUUAAUUGCUUAACGAACAAAUUCCUCAGUUCUUAGCCCGUGCUUCGCCAAUGGAGGUUCAACUAGUUUAACCAUUUUCCUUCAUUUAUGAAUGAUAGAUUGUAAUUUGUUAAAGUAAACAUAAAGCAUUCCUCUCAUGCAAACAGCCCGACACUGUAUCUUAACCGGGCAACAAGAAAUAUUGGUAAUGGGCAACAUACAAUAACAGUCUAUGCACUGCAACUAAUAAGACUGUACUAUAAAAACACAAAGCGACAGUUCAAUAAUGAUGGGGAUGAAUAACACUUUAUUAAACAUGAAUAUAAUAUGCAGACAUAUGCAAUAUAACAAUUAAAAUAAACAGUUUCCUUAAUCGUUUCUUUGGAAGUUAUUAUAGAGAUAAAACUUUCAAAUUAAGCUUACUCGGGGCUCAAGUAAAUCAGUGAAUCAUUUAUGUUAACUAGUUCAUUACAUGAACCAUCCGAAUGAACUGACUCGCUAAAAUCAAUUGAAGUUGAAGUUCCCAACAUUAAAUAUUAGUUAAUUGUUUAUUUUAACUGGUUCAUUUACAUGAACUGUCCGAAAGAACCGAUUCACUUAAAUUAUUUGGAUGCACUAUAUUAGAGAGAGAAAGGAUGAUUUAGGUGAGCGUGUUUGAUAACUCCCUCGGCUCCAUUGCUGUGUUCACAAUACAAUGUGACAAAUGUUGCAUUUUGUGAAGCUAUAACUCUACCCAUUUAAAAAUGUAGCUUGUUACUGGAAAAGCUACGCUAUUGUGAAAAUAGCUGAGCUACUGUCACACUACUGAAAAAAAAUGUAGUUAGGUUAGCAGCGUUGCAACUUUUAGUUAGUUAUACCCUAACGAUGAUUCAUGGUAUUUGCUGAGGGCCCUGGGGUUCAGCUUCCUUUUGCAUUCUUGGGCCAUGCAGCUUGAGGCUUUGGAGGGGUCUGGAGCACUUGCCCCUUUUGGCCCCGUCCAUAAUCCAGCCUUGUACUGAGUAUGAAAAAUCAAAUAUAUUUUUAUUGGCUGUGAUUGUGGCACUUUGUCCAGUAAUGGAAACUUGUUAGGACACAGCCGCUUUUCCACCAUCGGGCCGAUACUGGAAAAGCAGCUAUAGAUAUAGUGCAGGGCAACCUGACUCUGUAGAAUUAAAACAAACAGUGAUGUCAGCCUGCAUCUCUGCCUUUACCAUUAACUCUGCAGUUGUAGAGAUGUCUUAAUGGGUCCAAUUGUGAGUACACGUAUGACAGAGGCGUGUGCACAUGCUUAAGACCACCAUUCCAGAGUUUAGAAUAAGUUACAUAUUAACACCCACCAUGCUUUGCUGAAAAAUCUAUCAGUCUGAAAACAUAAAGCUGCUGAAACAGUGCAAACCUUUGACAGGAGCGUCUGACUAAAGACAACCAAUCAUAUCAGCUCUGCUCAUUUAUGCUGUUUUGUGAUAGAUUGAUUUGUGUGAGCUGAUUUGUGUGGUGUGCGUGGACAGUUGGUGACCAUAUUGUCAGUGCAAAAAUAAAAAAGUAUACACCUCAAGGACAUGUAUGUAUUCUCUUGACUAUUUACUAUUACUGUUAGCCUUAACUAUUUAAAACAAUGUGUCAAAGUGUCAAAAGACCUUGCAAUGUCCUGAAGUGUGGCAUGUUAAACUACAUCUUAAUUUUAAACAGCAUUUAUUUUUAACUGUAUUAUACAACCCCACUUCCAAAAUAAGUUGGGACAGUAUGAAAAAUGCUAAUAAAAACAAAAAGAAGUAAUUUGUUAAUUAUAUUCACACUUUGCAAAAUUGAAAACACUACUACACAUUAUAUGAUGUUUUAACCUGUGAAUUUCAUUUUUAUUUAUUUUUUAUUUUUUUAUGUACACUAAUUUCAAAUCAGAUGAUUGCAACACGCUCCAAAAAAGCUGAGACGGGGGCAAUUUAAGAUGAAUAAAAAUUUGACAAGUUAAAAUAACAAGGCGAUUUGAAACAAGAGAUGUUAAACAGGUGAGGCAAUUGUGUCAGUAUAUAAGGAGCCUCCAAAAACAGCUUAGUCCUUCAAGAGCAAGGAUCAUUUGAGACUUGUCAGUUUGCCAACAGAUGCUUCAGCAAAUAAUCCAGCACUCUGAGAACAAUGUUCCCCAAAGACAAAUUGGAAGGAUUUUGGGCAUUUCACCCUCUGCAGUGCACAAUAUAGUUAAAAGAUUCAAGCAAUCUGGUCAAAUCUCAGUACGUAAAGGGCCAGACAAAAACCACUUCUGAAUGCGCAUGAUCUCUGAUCCCUCAGACAUCACACUGGAAGUAGGCAUGCUAUUUCCAAAAGUUCUGGUACCCUAUGAUUGGCAACAGUAUGCCGAUGCACUGACAUGCCCUAUCUCCCAUCAGACUUAUUUGGCAUGGCUCAAUGUCAGUUUCUUCCCCUUGUGGCAUAACUGGUAGUGUGUUGCGUCAGUUACAUGGGAGACCACAGUUCAAUCCCAUUCAAACAAGGAAGUAAUCAUGUUUGCAUUAACAAUCACGAGCAUGAUAAUGAGGUUGCAUUUUUAUCCCUAACAUUGCAUUUUGUCUCUACUAAUGGUUAGGGUUAGAUUUGGAUUUUGGUUGGGGGGUAGAUUAAAUAAAAUAAGCAUUUCUCUUCACUGUUUUAAACCUUGUUCAGCUGAAAACAAUUAUUUUUACAACUGGCUUCUGGUGACCUCUCCUGGAUAUAAAUGGAUGUCACACUUGUUUCUAUGCUCUGAAACACUUACCACUUUAGCCUCUGGAUGCAGUGUUUUCCAAUUCGGUCAACAUAUUUUGGCUAAAGAAAAAUCGGCACACACUUGCCGAAUUUGAUGUGAGAUCAGGCUGCAGACAUCACUGUCUUAAAAAAACAUCAUUCAUCUGUAAUGGAUAUUAUGAACAUGGGCUUGGGAUUACUUUAGUAAACCUUUGUUAGUCAACACCAUUCGCCUCUGCGUCCACAGAUGCAAGUUAUGACUUUACUAUGCAAAGCAGAAGCCAUACAUCAACACUGUCCAGAAGCGCUGCUGACUUCUCUGGGCUCGGUCUCAUCUAAGAUUGAAAGUAGAACAGUGGAACAGUGUUUUUUGGUCCGAUGAGUCCACCUUUCAGAUAGUUUUUGAAAAACUCAGCCGUCGUGUUAUCCAGGCCAAAGAGGAAAAGGACCAUCCAAGCUGUCAUUGGCCUCAGGUCCAAAAGCCAGUGUCUGUAUGGGCCAGGGGUGUGUCAAUGCCCAUGGUAUGGGUAACUUUCACAUCUGUGAGAACACCAUGAAUGCAGACAGAUAUGUACACAUUUUGGAGCAACUUAUACUGCCAUCCAGCACCAUCUGUUCCAGGGACAUCCCAGAAUUUUAAGUAGGACAACUUCAAACCACAUACUGGCUGAAUAAGCAGAGAGUGUGGGUGCUAGACUGGCCUGCCUGCAGUCCUGACCAUCUACAGUUGAGAAUGUGUGGUGUAUUAUGAAGCACACAAUAUGGCAACGAAGACCCCGUACAAUUGUGCAGCUGAAGACCUACAUCAUGGAUGAUUGGGGGAAAAUUCAAUUUUCUAAACUUAACCUUGUCUUCAGUGCCUAAAUGCUUAAUACAUGUAAUUAGAAUAAAUGGUGAUGUUUCACAGUGGUAAACACUCGACUGUCUCAACUUUUUUGGAGU
Molecule: messenger RNA, 6336 nt
Organism: Myxocyprinus asiaticus (Chinese sucker)
Lineage: Eukaryota; Metazoa; Chordata; Actinopteri; Cypriniformes; Catostomidae
Product: inositol polyphosphate 5-phosphatase K-like
Exons: 13
Coding region: 130-2466 (778 amino acids)
Biological process (GO): phosphatidylinositol dephosphorylation; negative regulation of peptidyl-serine phosphorylation
Cellular component (GO): ruffle; cytoplasm; plasma membrane
Molecular function (GO): phosphatidylinositol-4,5-bisphosphate 5-phosphatase activity; phosphatidylinositol-3,4,5-trisphosphate 5-phosphatase activity
Source: RefSeq, a predicted model, not a curated record